This is a messenger RNA of Nicotiana attenuata, 1119 nucleotides long. RefSeq lists its product as uncharacterized. The coding region runs from base 1 to 1119 and encodes 372 amino acids. Lineage: Eukaryota; Viridiplantae; Streptophyta; Magnoliopsida; Solanales; Solanaceae. The record is from RefSeq and is a predicted model, not a curated record. The transcript has 2 exons.
AUGGAAUAUUUGAGUAGGAUGCUUAAUGAAAUGAAAGGAAGUAAAGGUUUCAAAUAUCACCCUAAGUGUUCUAAGCUAGCAAUAACUCACUUGUCAUUUGCAGAUGAUCUGUUGCUGUUUUCAAGAGGGGAUAUGGAAUCUGUGGACACUAUUAGAAAAUGCUUCAGGGAGUUCACUGAAUCCUCAGGUCUUCAAGCCAACAAAGAUAAGAGUUCCAUUUAUUUUAGAGGGGUUACUAAAGAGAUACAUAAGCAAAUUCUGCAGAUGCUAGGAUUUACUAAAGGAGAACUACCAUUCAGAUAUUUAGGGAUACCUUUAGCUACAAAGAAAAUAUCCCUAAUUCAGUGGCAACCUUUGAUCAACAAGAUGGUGUCUAGAAUUACUGCUUGGAUUGCCAGGAAACUAUCAUAUGCAGGAAGGGCACAGCUAAUCCAAACAGUUUUAUUUGGUAUUCAGGCCUAUUGGUCACAAAUAUUUGCUAUCCCCUCCAAGGUAUUAAAUGCAAUUGAAGCUUACUGUCGAAGAUAUCUAUGGUCUGGUACCAACACAAUUACAAGGAAAGCUCUGAUAGCAUGGAAGAAAGUAUGCACUCCAAAAUCUAUGAGUGGAUUGGGAUUGAUAAAUAUGAGAUUGUGGAAUAAGGCAGCUAUGAUUAAAGCUAACUGGGACAUUGAACAUAAGGUGGAUAGAAUGUGGAUCAGAUGGAUACACUGUUACUAUGUUAAGAAUCAACAGUUUGAUCAAAUGGUCAUACCAAUGCAUGCAGGAUGGAUGGUGAGGAGAACUUUCGAAGCAGGAAGAUCUAUGACACUGGUGCAACACAACAACAACAACAAAAGCUUAAUNGGACUCCACUUAAGCACCGGCCGCUCUGCGGAUCCAAAUUCCCCACCAGCGAAACCGUUCUUGCAGUCCACCCUUCCGCUUCUGCGGAAACUGCCUCAAGACCCAAAACCGCUUCUGCGGCUUCCUCCUGCGCUUCUGCGAAACCGCACCUGCGGUCCCAUAACCGCAGGUGCGAAAAUACCAGAACCUUGUGCUUUCAAAAGCCAGAUAUCUAAACUCGCCGAGCUCAUGCAGUUCAGUGAAUCUCGUUGUGCUCGCAGCCUCAAUGUCUAG